Molecule: messenger RNA, 4951 nt
Organism: Ixodes scapularis (black-legged tick)
Lineage: Eukaryota; Metazoa; Arthropoda; Arachnida; Ixodida; Ixodidae
Product: myotubularin-related protein 10-A
Exons: 1
Coding region: 870-3275 (801 amino acids)
Source: RefSeq, a predicted model, not a curated record
CGCCCUGCUUGGCCGUCGCGGCAUCACGCAGCCCCUACGAAAUGCGCCGUGCGGAAGCCUGGCCUGUUCUUCUACCCGUUCCAUGAUUAAACAACGGGAACCCCGAGCAGCUGUAGGAAACCAUUGCUAGCGAGGCAUCAUUAAGUGUCAUAGCCGUUCCUUCAGCCAGCGACGCGGGCACGUGACGUGAUACCGCUAAGGUGUAAACAUUGGCACAUGUUCGGCGGCAAGGUGUGCUGUGGCGCUCGCUGCACACCAGCAGCCUUUGCCAUAGCUGUGUUCGUCUUUUUAAUCCACACCGGUCCUAAUAAACGAUAACGAUCGUGAUAAACAAUAGCGCGGCACUGUUAGCACGAACAAGCCAUUGCAGAAUUUCCGUUCUUGUUCGCUCUGUGCCUGUCAGCUCUUCAUGAUGGUUCAUUCGAUGAACCGUAAUUAUCAAUUAAACACUGCUUCAGUUUCAAUAAGACAACCCUGCUAAGCAUUGUGCUAGCUGUGAUUGAACUUCGCAUUGAUCGGUGAUUGAUCCAUUGUGGCAGCUGUGAUUGAACUUCGCAUUGAUCGGUGAUUGAUCGGAUGCAUGACAUGUCCGAUCCAGAAACGACAGGAAACGCAGCUCUUUCUAUGUUGCCUUCCCUGUAGAUAUUUCUGAUAAUUUCCUCGCGUCUGAUUUUUUUUUGUCUGAAGUUGGGAGCACGAUGUGCACGCUAUCCACGGUAUGGACGGGGACAAGGAACAGGAGGUAGGUAACUGGCGGAAUCUAGCGGCAAAUAGCUGCACUACCACAAUCAUGUGCGCUCCGGCCGCGCAGCGCGAUCGUGUUUUUUUUCCGUCGGGUCACGCGCACUUUUGAGCCGUUUUUCCUCUAUAUGCGAGUACCGCGAUCCGAAAAAGAGAGCCGCCCUUGCGAACAGUCAGCGCGCGUGGUCCUCAGAAGCGGACGGCAAAGCAGCGAUGUCCCGGCGAAUCCGGCCGACGGUGGUCGGAGCCUGCGGUGGUCCUGCGCGCGGCAGCAGCAACCACCGCCGCUGGUAGGCCUAGAUGCCUCCGCCCCCAGCGACGGCGGCAGGAUGCAGCUUUCGACGGAAUCCUUCCCAUUCCGGCUUACACCGCGCCGGAAUGUGCUGCGCGUGAACGCGGGGUCCCCGGACGACGCCGAAGACGACCCGAUGGGCUCGGAGUCGAGGCUCAAGCGCGUCGGCAGCUCCUUCGUCUCGUACGUGGACCUCGGCGGUGCCGACGAUGAGGGCCGGCGAGCGGCGGCGGCGGACGCGAUGCCGUCCCUCCGGCCAGUGCUGUACGACGGCGAAGUGGUAGUUAGCGAAGUAAGUCACGUCCUCAAGUUCAACACGUUCAGCGAGCUACGUAACGGCGUCUCGGGCGUGCUGUUCUGCACCAGCCUCAAGCUGAGCUUCGUGACGAUGGAGGCGAGCGCCGAGCGGGCGCCGCGAUCCCCCCUGUGUGCCAACCGCGUGCUGGGCCCCAACGACAUCGGCCUGCUGAACGUGGACGCGCUCUACGAGCUGUCAGCGGGCCGCCGCAAGCGCAUCUCGUCGCCUGCGGCACCCGGCCGCGCCGUCGAAGUGCUGCAGGUGCGCUGCAAGGACAUGCGCCUCUUCACUUUCUCGUUCAAGUUCUGCCAGGGGGACCAGGGUGCCCGCGUGCUGCAAUUCCUCGCCUGCCACGCGUUCGUGCCCAGCGUGGACAUGCUUUUCUGCCCGCCGGGCUCGACAACGCGCGAGCCGCCGUUCGAGUCGGCCGCCGAGUGGGAGGCGGAGCUGAAGCGCUGCGGCGCGCACGGAGACUCCGACACGGCGCUGUGGCGCGUCACCGAGCUGAACGCCAAGUACCGGCUGUCGGACGCCAUGCCCAAGCGAUUCGUGGUGCCCAGGAGGCUGCUGGACUGCACGCUUGAGACGCUCGCCAACUACUUCCACGAGCGCCGCGCCGUGGCCUGGUGCUGGAGCCACGGGAACGGGGCAGCCUUAAUGCGCGGCGCAUCGUCGGAUACUGGCUCCGAGGCCGGCGAGCUGGAGCGGCUUGGGCAGCUGUCGCAGUGCCUCGGGAGCGACGUGCACCUGGUGCGGCUCGACCUGGAGUGCCCGUUCGUGCGCGAGAUCGGCUCGAGCUUCCACAAGCUGCAGGCGCUGUGCAUGCCGGCCGACGAGGCCGAGUUUCUGGAGCAGGAGGCGCACUACUAUGGCGCCCUGGAGGCCACCCGCUGGCUGGAGUGCCUGUCGGGAUGCCUCAAGGUGGCGUUGGGGGCGGCUCGGGCAAUGACCGACAAGGGGCGCCACGUGCUGCUGCGCGAGCAGACUGGUGCAGACCUGACCUGCGUGGUGGCCAGCCUCGUCCAAGUGCUCCUGGAUCCCCACUGCCGGACCCAGGCAGGCUUCCAGAUGCUGGUGGACAAGGAGUGGGUCGCCGGGGGACACCCCUUCACGGACCGGCUGGGACACCUCGGCGGAGUCAACAGUCGGGCGGCCGAGGCGGCACCGGUCUUUCUCUUCUUCCUGGAUUGCGUCUGGCAAAUGGCGCGCCAGUUCCCAUCUGCCUUCGAGUUCUCCGAGACGUACCUGACCAACCUGUGGGACUGUACCCACGUGGGCAUCUAUGACGCCUUCCUGUUCAACAGCAACCGGCAGCGGCGCCACGCGCGGCGCACGCGGGCUUAUCGCAACGUCUGGGACUGGUCUGGACCGGAGUCACGGCUCUCCGCACAAGACCUGGAACUCUUCCAGAACCCGCUGUACCUCCUCCGGCGGUCGCGGGAGCUGCUGAAUGCCGGAAGGCCGGUGCCACCUCCCUUGCCCCCCAGCGGUUCCGGAGACCGCCGCUGCACGCCGUCAGAAGACGAAGACCUGCUUUCCAUGGAUGCGACUGUCAAGGCCCUUUCGGUGUGGACCCAGUGCUACUUCCGGUGGGUACCCAAGGCAGAGGUGGUGAAUGGUGACCCGGGUACGCUGUUCCUGCACAACGUGCGUGUGGCCAGGGACAUCCAGUUCCUCGCAGCCCAGGUCCGUCUGCUCAGGGAGCACCGGCGGGACGGGGUGGAGCCUGUUCAGCUGCGGCACCGGCGCUUGCCCUCGGACGAGUACUUCUCGCUGGCCCAGCGUUGCUCGGCCCGGCCCGGCGCCACGCUGGGAACCGAGGGACAGCACCUGGUGACCUCCUCCUUCCCCUACGCGCCCCCGGGCCCUGUGGACUGGGGCAGCUGCCACGUGCCCUCGGUGGCGCCGCUUCUCGACGAGGGCUGCGAGGACUUCGAUGACUAGCUGCCGACGCGAUGGCUACCUUUCUAGAGACAGCCUGCGCUCUGUUCUUUCAGUGACCGUACUGUUGCGUGGAGGUGUAAAGGCCCUGUGCGACUCGCUGUGUGCCAAGAGUGGAAGUGAGAGGGCUCAAUGGCUGUUUUGAAAGUUGCCACUAUACUCCGCAGAUGAUGCCGUUGUGCAGUUUUGUUAGAGUGCAAGCACUUUUGUGUUGGUAGCAAAGCCCCGCGCCGUCUCGGCGAUAAAAUUUUGUGACACUCUGCAGUUUUGAUUGCAGCUUGGGGGGGGGGGGGUGCGUGCGUGUGGGGGGGCAGGCGUGCGUCGAUAGGCGCACCGCUCUUCGGUUGGUCUAGGAGAGCUUGUCUUUAAAUGCUUGCUCUGUUUAUCGCAUGGAAGGGAGCACCAUCUAUCCCCAAACAUCGGAGGUAGUUUUUUGGCUUUAGAAACCGAAUUGGGGAUGGCAUCACAAAAAUGUUUGAUGAGUUAAUGUGUGGUACCAAAGAAUAUUAGCAAAAUGAAGACAAAAAGUUUAUUUUGCCAAUAUUUUUCUUUUAUCGUGGAAGUCCUCGGGGGGGUUAAGGACGGCCAAAAAUACUGUAAAGCAUUCUAAAUAUUCAAUGCACUCUGUCUUGCAGUUGUCAAUGUAGCACGAUACGGCCGGUUUCUCUGCACUUAUUUGAGCCAAGCUCAACAAAGAGAUCUUUCAAACCCGCUAUUGUUACUCAAAGUAGGUUCUGCGUCUGCCUAUUACCCUGUCCUUUGUUCCCGAAGUAAUACUGAAAAUAGCUGGAAGUGCUCUUUUCAUAUAGAUACUGACAAGGUGGUGCCGAACUGGGCAUCAUUUGCGGGGUAAUAUUGCAUUGGAUUGCGUAGACCGUCGACCGGAAGACGGCGACAAACGGAAGACGCAUCUCGAGCACGUUUUUGUCCUUUCCCUUCAGCUGUGACCGACGGUCUUUCCGCAGAGUGUUGUGCCAAUCGGAAACGCCACGGGUACAAUCUUUCGCUACCGGACAACUGCGUUGCAGAAGUCAUGGGACAUGCUACGCAGUUUCGAGGACGAAAGCUUGGCGACGUAGGGCGAGCUCGCCCUAUUGAACGGAGUGGUGAGGACUGUAUUUCGUUUCGCUUUGUCUCCGACCACAGCCGACACUACGAUUCCAAAGAACCAAUCAAGCAACAACUUAACUGCAUCGUCAUGGCCCUUGUCGCCUUCGCGAGUUCUCUUUCACAGACCAAGCCAAUUGCGCACAGCGAAUGCGUCGUGACCCUGCAUGUUUUUCUGCGCGCGAUUGGUUUAGCCAAGCAUGGCAUAACCGCAAAGACGAGUGCUGUGUCCCUGCACUCUUGCAGCUGCUAAUCUGCUCUUUCCGGUUGUAGCGACUGCUUCGGUUUGAUUCGGAGCGAAACGGAGUAUUGGCUGCCUUUUCCGACGAGAUUCCGAGGCAGCCGUGAUGACCUCGAAGGCCACACGGGACGGUGAUUCGUGGGUAGUUGCGGUAGGCACGGGGAAGUGUCUUUGCAGCAAAAAGGUGUACGUGUACCAGUUGCAGCAUGGUGCGUGCUCGGUAAUUUAUUGUACAAAUUUUUUACGAACCAUGUUAUUUUUUGUUUUUUUUAAUCCGUGGCAUUGUUGCGCUGUAACUGUCGAUGUGUAUAAAGGCUGUUUUUUUACCGGA